GCAAGUAGUGCUAUGUGGUUUCUUCCACGGUCUGGAAGCAGAGAAGGAGCUGCUGCUGCUGCUGCUGCUGCAGGUUCCUUCCCUCCCCUGGUCCACUGGUGCUGCAGGCUGUGAAACUGGUGGCUGCAAUUUUCUGCUGACAAAGGGGAUAGCAAUAAGAGCACUCUGGACAACUGAGAAUAACAAGCAACAUUGAAAGGGAAUAUAAAUCAAGCCAGAAAUCAAAAUAUUUUCCAUUUCCUUCAGAAAACCACACAAUUCUGCUCUCUAGCAGUUGAUAGACAAAAGAGAAAACUAAGAAAAAUGUCAAGCUGGAAUAAGUAGAGCAUAUGGAACUUGAGAAUAUAUUACAUGAAAAGUCAAGGGAGAAUAUUUUUUAUUCCACAAAAGAGGGAAAUAUCUGGUAGUUACUGGGAAGUAAAACAUCAUUUGGCGAGCCAUGUAGGGCAGACAGUGAUGCAGGCUUUGCUCUGGGAGGAAAAAAACGGCUUUAAUCAAAACCUCACUAAAAAGGGAUCACACAUAUUUUGACCUCAAGAAUAUAAGUAAUGGAAAAGCUCCAUAGAUGUGCCUAUUGUGAGAAAAUCAGAUUGCAAAACACAGCUGAUUAUGCAUGAGAAGAUCCACACAGAAUAAAAGCCAUAAAAGUGUUCCCAAUGUGGUAAAUACUUUAGUGAGCAUGGCAACAUGGUGAUACAUCAGAGGACUCACAUCACAUAUGAGUGUCUGGAUUGUAUGAAAAUUUCAUUCGAAAUUCACACCUCAUGAGACAACAGAGGACUCGCAUGGAAGAGAAAUCUUUUGAAUGCCCUAUCUGUGGCAAACGUUUCACUUACAAUUCCAGGCUGGUGAAACACCAGAGGACUCACACAGGAGAGAAACCCUUUGAAUGUUCUGAUUGUGGAAAAAGUUUCAGUCAGAGUUCCCACCUCAUUCCACACCAGAGGACUCACACAGGAGAGAAACCUUUUGUAUGUCCUGAUUGUGGCAAACAUUUCAGUCGGAGUUCAAGCCUGGCGACACACAAAACGACUCACACAGGACAGAAACCCUUUGAAUGUUCUGAUUGUGGGAAAAGUUUCAGUCAGAAUUCAAGCCUGGUGAUUCAUCAGAGGACUCACACAGGAGAGAAACCCUUUGAAUGUCCUGAUUGUGGGAAAGAUUUCAUUAGAAAUUCCCAUCUAGUGAGACACCAGAGCACUCACACAGGAGAGAAACCCUUUGAAUGUCCUGAUUGUGAAAAAUGUUUCAGUCAAAAUUCCAAUCUGGUGAUACACCAGAGGACUCACACAGGAGAGAAACCCUUUAAAUGUCCUGAUUGUGGGAAAAGUUUCAAUAGAAAUUCCCGCCUCAUUAGCCACCAGAGGAUUCACAUAGAAAGGAUAAUCUUUGAAUGUCCUGAUUGUGGGAAAUGUUUCAGUCACAAUUCCAAUCUGGUGUUACACCAGAGGAGUCACACAGGAGAGAAACCCUUUGAAUGUGCUAUCUGUGGGAAACGGUUCAGUCACAAUUCCAACCGGUUGAAACACCAGAGGAUGCACAUAAGAAAGAAAUCAUAUGAAUGUCCUGAUUGUGGAAAAAAUUUCAGUAGCAAUUCUAGACUGCUGACACACCAGAGGACUCACUCCAGGGAAAAAACAUAUCAGUGUCCAGAUUGUGUGAAAAGUUUCCUUUGGAAUUCUGAGCUUGUGAACCACCAGAGGACUCACACAGGAGUGAAACCUUUUGAAUGUCCUGAUUGUGGGAAAAAAUUCAGUCAGAGUUCCAGCCUGGUGAGACACCAGAGGACUCACACAGGAGAGAAACUGUAUGAGUGUCCAGAAUGUGGGAAAGAUUUCAGUACUAGGGCUAGCCUUUUAAAUCAUGUGCUUAUACACACAGGGGAGAAACCAUUUAAGUGCCCCGAGUGUGGACGGUGUUUCAGGAAACAUUCCACCCUUAUCACACACAAGAAAAUCCACACCCAAAGUGAUGAGUGUAGAGAAGAUUUGAAUUUUAUUUCUAAUGUCCCAUUGUAAGUUCAGCUGAAAAAUUGACUCUUUAAUUUGAGUAAAAAGACUUUGCCUGAUUUUUUGUAGUCAAAUAUGUCAUGGUAUUAGACAGGAAGGAGGAAAAAAAUGGGUUAUUACAUAUUAGUUUGAUAAUGGCUACCUGACCAUCAGCAGCAGAAGUUAUUUUUGCAGAAAUGAUGUAAUUUUUAAAAAAUCUUUUUGGGAGUUUUAUUUGCCUUUUUUAUCAUGAUAAAUGAUAGAAAUGCCAGAUGUGGUUCCUCAUAUAAUGAGAAAACGAGAGAAAAAGCAGAAGGGUUUCAAAGUCUUUUCUUAACAGUUCCAGGAAUUCAGGGCACCAAGCAUGUCUAUUCAGAUUUGUCAAGAAUGUGGCACGCAAGUCGAAGAAAAAGUAUGAACAGCACAUAUAUUGGGGGAAUUUGGGGCAGUGACAAAAGCAGUGUAAAAUUUCAGAUGUAAAGGCUGUUCUCCCUUGCGGAGUGACCUUCAUGGAGAAGAGCUAUAGGAAUAUAGAACUGCGAAGAAAGGGGGUUGUGAUUUUGAGCACAAGAUCUCCAGGUUUAUUUGCAACUCCUACUGUGAUCUCCUUUGCUUGGAGGAGCCUCCUCGUUAGCCUUUGAUGGCUGGUGAGUGAGAGCGCACCAAGGGACUGAUACUUUUGUGGUUCCCCCCCACUUGGUGGGGAGAUGUGACAAAAAUAUUGUACAGUAGAUGUUUCAUUUCUAAAACAGCAUUGCGUAAGAAUCACGAAUAGCUUUUGAAAAAGAAAAAAAAAGGAAAGUGUCAGUAGGCUUGUGGAGAAACCAAGAGGCUCUUGGACUGAGUCUCAACUCAAAGUUACUUUGAAUUUAAUGUGCAAAAUUUCUAAACUUUAAAAUAGUAAAAUUAUAUUUAAUAAUUUUUCUUUUUUCUCUUUCCUUGGGGUCAUAAUUUAGUACAUAUAUUCAUCAUGUCUUAUUUUAUUAUGAUUAGGAGUUAGAAAUCCUUGCAAUGAUCCCAAAGCCUGUGAAUCUCUUACAGCGGUAUAUAAAAAUAUUAAAUAAAUAAAGCCAACCCAAGAGUCAGAGGGGAUAGUCUACAGGGCAAAUUCAAAAGCCAUAAAUUCCCAACCAAACAAACAGUCCAUUUCCUCAGGAUCAAAAUUUGAAGGUCAACUUCCUCCAUGCAACAGACCUUAGAGCCAGUAGCUGAAACGGCUACUCUCACCAUCCAUACCUUAUUAAAUCUGCAUUAAAAAUGGCAGUGCAAGAUGUCCCUCUAAAAUGGUUAGCCUAGAGAUCAGUCAGUCAUGUGCUUUGAUAAGGUAUUCUAUUUUUCCUUUUUCUUUCUUUUUAUGUUUUCUGCAAACAUUUCUUCUACCAUAUAUAGACAAUCGCCCCCUCUUUCUUAGUCCCCAUUUUCUAGGCCUGCUGCAUAUUUUUCUCUCUGGAGGGAGAAAAGUAAUGGAGAAUUCCAUGCAAGCAAAUUUACAGAAGCACAUGGCAUUUAGCAUUUAGCAGAUACAAAAUUUACUCUUUCAAGAAUGAAGCUAGCAUGGUGGGUGCUCUUGGAUGCAACCCUGGCCAGUAGGAAUGAAGCUGUGUUAGGGAAUUGUGCAGCCAGUGUCCAAAUGGAGUUAGAAGCACUGACACGAACUUGUAGUUUUAAAUAAAUAAAUAUAGCCAAAUUAUCUUCUGAUGGACAAUAAAUUAGGUAUAUUAUAUUUUCUUUUAGUGCUCCUCUGACUUUAGAAUAUUUUAUGUCAAUAUGUUUGCUUCUGGUUUUUAUUCUCUCACCUGUUGCCAUUUGUAUACAUACCAUGCUCUUUUUAUUAAAAAUUUUUAACAAGUAUUACAGCAUUUUUUCCCAUCCCUCCUCCCCCUCCUCAUUCUGCAAAAUACCAAUUUUCUGAUCUUCUCUCCAUCUAGCUUGCAACUGUACAUAUUGAAAGCAUGUUUGAAUUAUCAAUUCAAAGAUUUUAAUUGUAGUAUACCUGCUGCCUUAUUAAGAAGCUCUUUAUAAGUAAUCACAUCUUGGUUUUGCUCUACACUUAUAUUCUCUAUUGCGUGUCUGGGUAUUGCCCACAUUGGUAACUUAUAGUUUAAUUUAUACUGAUACUUUUUCCAGACACGCAAUAAAGCAUUCCUUAAUAUGUGACUUUUAAAAGCCUUAUCCACUUUCUUAUCAUAUAAUAAAUAAGCAUGCCAACCGUAAACCAAAUCAUAUCCCUCAAUAUUCAAUAUUCUUUCUUCUGUUAAGUUCAUCCAGUCACUAAUUGCUGACAGAGCAGCUGCCUCAUAAUAUAAUCUUAGGUUGGGCAUUUUGAGACCUCCUCUUUCACGUAUAUCCUACAUUAUUUUUUGUUUUAUUCUCUGUCUCUUCCCUGCCCAGACAAAAUUAUUAAUACCCUUCUGCCAUAUCUUCAAAUUCUCAUCUUUUUAAAGUAUUGGUAUCAUUUGAAAAAGAAACAAAAACCUAGGCAAAACAUUCAUUUUUACUGCUGCUAUUCUUCCUAACAAGGAUAAUUGUAAUUUUUCCAGUUUUCCAUCUCUCUCUGUAUUUUUUGCCACAACGGAUCAUAAUUAUGCUUAAAUAGUUUCGCAUUUGAUGUCAUAAUAUCGACCCCUAAAUACUUAACUUUUUUUACAAUUUCAAAUCCUGUUAGUCUUUCUAAUUCAUCUUUUUGAUUUAUAGUCAUAUUUUUAGUUAUCUUUGUUUUCCCUGCAUUUAUUUUAAAUCCAGAUACUUGUCCAUAUUGAUUAAUUAUGUCCAUUAAACCUACAACCGACUGUAAUGAUUGGGUUAAAGUAACAACCAAGUCGUCUGCGAAUGCUCGUAAUCUGUAGUCAUACUGCCUAAUUUUAAUUCCAUUUAUUUUGUCCGACCCACAUAUCUUACUUAACAGAAAUUCCAAGGUCAAGAUAAACAAUAAUGGAGACAGAGGACAUCCUUGUCUCGUUCCUUUUUCUAUGUUAAAAGUAUCUGUUAAACUACCAUUAAUUAUUAUUUGCGCUGUUUGUUUCUGAUAUAUUGCAUUAAUAGAUUGUGUAAAAUAUUC
Pantherophis guttatus is the source of this 5046-nucleotide messenger RNA. NCBI's taxonomy places the organism in Eukaryota, Metazoa, Chordata, Lepidosauria, Squamata, Colubridae. The record is from RefSeq and is a predicted model, not a curated record.